UCAAGUUAUGUUGGCUUUAGAAAUUUUACUUCGAGAUGCUACCUACUUUGUUAUUGUUUCCGAUUAAAAUGUUUUUGCUUACAAUUUAAAACAAAAUAUUGUAAAACUAAAUUGAAUCUUUUUUAUCGGUACCAGGAAGUCUUAAUUUUUAGGAAAAUAUAUCAUGUCGAUGUCUCGGCCCGACCCCUUUUGACACUAUUGUCGAAAACACCGAAUUUUCAGUGAUACAAAAAGUUUUCUUAAUCUAAGUUACGUGGAAAAGGUGAAUCUUUGUCACUAAAUUUCGAUUAAUUAUUGCUAAUAGGGAGGUAGUGAGACAGUUAUUGGAUGUUCUGAAGUAUGUAAAUUCCUACAAUACCCAAGUUACUAACCGACAACAAAGGAAAACUUUUUCGUCCAAAUUGACAAGAAAUGAGCACCUCAAAAGAAAAAACGUCAGUCAAUGAACGUUUAAAGGAAUUAGAUCGGUUAGUUCUGGCUGGAGGAGACUGUAGAGGUUGGAGUAUAGACUCAUUGCUUGAUUUGUUAAUUGUACUUUACGAUGAAUGCUGCAAUUCAACUUUAAGAAAGGAGAAAAGCGUUUCAGAUUUCAUUGAAAGAGCAAAACCGUUUGCGAAACAACUGAAAGAAAGCCGACUCCAUAGAAAUGACUUUGAGUUCCUUAAAGUUAUUGGCAGGGGAGCGUUUGGGGAGGUUGCAUUGGUUCGAAUGAAGGAAAACAAGCGAGUGUUUGCGAUGAAAACACUUAAUAAAUGGGAGAUGCUUAAGAGAGCAGAGACCGCUUGUUUUCGUGAAGAACGAGACGUGCUUGUGAAGGGAAACCAGGAUUGGAUAACCAGGCUACAUUAUGCAUUUCAAGAUGAUAGCAACUUGUACUUAGUAAUGGAUUACUACGUUGGUGGGGACUUGUUAACUUUAUUAUCAAAAUUUGACGACAAACUUCCAGAAGAUAUGGCACGGUUUUAUAUCGCUGAGAUGGUACUUGCUAUCGACUCCAUACAUAAGCUUAACUAUGUGCACAGAGACAUUAAACCUGAUAAUGUUCUCCUUGAUGUGAACGGACAUAUUCGACUUGCUGACUUUGGUUCAUGUUUAAAACUUCAAAAAGAUGGAACGGUCCAAUCUAAUGUUGCUGUGGGCACCCCUGAUUAUAUUUCACCCGAGAUAUUGCAAGCUAUGGAAGAUGGAAAGGGGAGGUAUGGGUCAGAGUGUGACUGGUGGUCACUGGGGGUGUGUAUGUAUGAAAUGUUCUUUGGAGAAACUCCUUUCUACGCUGAAUCUCUUGUUGAUACCUAUGGCAAGAUCAUGAACUAUAGGGAGAAAUUUCGAUAUCCUCCCGAUUUUACGGAAGUAUCGGAUCAUGCCAAGGAUUUAAUGAGCAGACUUGUGUGUGAUGCGAGCGAGAGGUUGGGAACAAACGGCGUCGAUGAUUUCAAGAAUCAUCCAUUCUUCCAUGGGAUUGACUGGGAGAACCUCACCAACAUGGCUCCUCCAUACCAACCUGAGUUUUCAUCACCUACAGAUACAUCCAACUUUGAUGUGGAUGAUAUGGAUCUUAAACCCGCAUCCUCGGAGACACAACCACCACCUCCAAGAUCUGCUCAUUCAGCGUUCAGUGCGAAUCAUCUUCCGUUUAUCGGAUUCACAUUUACGUUAAACUCUGUGUUGUCGGAUUCUGGAAGUAGUCGAUUGUCGAGUCUAGUCAACCAACCAGCAAUCACCAGUGAUAACAACGUUGAUAAAGCUGGUGGUGAUCAUAACCACGUAUAUGAACGUCGUGUGCAGAGGUUGGAACAAGAAAAAGCUCAACUGGAGAAAAAACUUCAAGAAUCUGUGAACCACACACAGGCUAGUAACAAUUGGAAUGACAACUUAGAUGUUGAAGAAAGUAAGAAAUUGCGAGAAGAAAUCAACUUUCUGCAUAAGAAGCUUGCUGUGGCUGAUCAAGAACUUCAAGCUGCUGAUGUUUUAAGAAAAGAUCUCGAAGACGUCCACCAAAAGUUAAAAGCUCUUGAGCGAACCAACCGUCAUUUAAAGCAAGAUAAAGAUGAAAUACAUCGAGAUUUUGUUGAAUCGCGCGACAGAGCAAAAGAACAAACGCGACAGUUACGCGACGCACAUGCACAACGAAGACUUGCUAUGGAGGAAUUCACUGAUAUUAACGACAGGUUAACGGAGGUUCAGUCCCAGAAGAACAAACUAGCGAGGCAACUUCGUGAAAAAGAAGAAGAAGUCGAUCUCAUCGGGAACAAACUUGAUCAACUUAGACAAGAUCUCAGGAAGACAGAAAAAUCCAAAAAAAAUUUUGAAGAAGAAAGUGAGAAAUAUAAAGACGACCUCGCUAAACAAACCAAACUACGAUUAUCAGUUAGUGAAAGAUUGAAACAAACGGAGGAAGAAGUUGCUUUGCUGAGGAGGAAGGAUGCCAUAGAUGUUGAUGGCAGAGUGAACAUGAAUAAUUCAACUUACAAUCAAAAUGAGGAAGAAAUUGAAAGGUUGCAGAAAGAGUUGGAACAAAUUGAGGCUGAUCAUCGAUUGGAAAUAUCAAAGCGUGAAUCACUUCAUAUCACGGAGGUGAAAAAUCUGAAGCAGGAAUCCCGUGAAUCUGAAUCACAAAAUAUAUCGCUACAACGUGAGAUCAUGAUAUUGAAGGAUAAAGUGGACAAAGUUAGACGGGAAAGCAACCAGGAACUACAAGACACAUUAAAGGAGACGCGACAGAAGCACGAGCGACAAACCAAGAUUUUAUCGGACAACAACACGGCCCUGCAGUCGGAGAUAGAGAGGGUAAGUGCGGAGAUGGAACGUUUGAACCAACAUAACAGGACUUUGGAAGAAGAAGUGAGAGAAGCGAAAGAAAGGAAGGAAUCAAUCAAACAAUGGGAGGCUCAAGUUGCCGAGAUCAUUCAAUGGGUUUCUGAUGAAAAAGAUGCGCGUGGUUAUCUACAAGCAUUGGCUGGUAAGAUGACGGAUGAAAUGGACAACUUGAAGAGUGCAAGCGCUCGUACGAACACUAUGGAUAAGUGGCAAACACAGCGCCGACAGAAAGUUGACAGACAAGCCAUAUUAGAACUGCAAUCAAACUUACAAUCUGAGAUCCAAGCGAAGCAAAAUAUAUCGGAGCAAUUGACAAGGGCUACUGAGAGUUCAAUCGUUUCGGAAAAGAGACUCCAGGAUGCUUUAUCAAGGAUUGCCGAGCUUGAAAUGGAAAAAGAAAAAAUGGAAGAACAAUUACUUGAUGCUCAGAAACGAACCAUCCCUGGUGACCAAGCACUUUCCCUCUUCCCCCCACACUGGGCUGAACUAGACGAGGAUGAUCGUUCCUUCAUGACCGACACCCCUCGUUCGCCAGCCACUGAUGAAUCGAGGUCACUUGGCUCUUCCGAGGUUGCUCUUCCUACAAAGAGAUAUCAGGAUCCUGACAAGGAUGAAUGUUCAUCAUUAUCAACUCAUAUAAGUGAAGCUUCUCAUAAACCUAACGCUCAUCGAUUUGUUGUGAAAACUUUUUCAUCACCGAUGAAAUGCAACCAUUGUUCAUCGCUAAUGGUUGGUUUGAUCCGACAAGGAACAACAUGCGAUGUGUGUUCGUUCUCCUGUCAUGUGGCGUGUGCACAGAAAGCACCGGCAGUUUGUCCCAUACCCCCUGACCAAGCCAAGCGACCAACAGGUAUUGAUCCACACAGAGGGAUCGGCACCGCAUACGAGGGCUAUGUAAAAAUUCCAAAACCAAUGGGAGUACGUAAGGGUUGGAUCAAACAACUGGCAGUGGUUUGUGAUUUUAAGUUGUUCUUGUACGACAUGAGCGAUGGGGGUCGAGGCGUAACGAGUCAACCCAGCGUUAUCGCAAGUCAGGUGAUUGACAUGCGUGAUGAGCAGUUUGCGGUGGUUCCUGUCACUGCAGUAGAUGUUAUUCACGCAACUAAGAAAGAGCUACCUUGUAUAUUUCGGGUUGUAGCAUCGUGCAUGCAUCGACCAGUAUUAAGAUCACAAGUCCUUCUACUUGCUGAAUCAGAAACAGCCAAAAGCAAAUGGGUUGGCGCGUUAAGUGAAGUUUUAAGAAUUCUACGCAAACACCAACUUCGAGACAAAUCGAUAUACCGCCCUCUUGAGACGUACGAUCCCACCCUCCCUAUGAUCAAAUCAUCAAUGAGUGCAUCGGUUAUUGAUCAAGACAGGGUAGCCCUUGGUACAGAAGAAGGCUUGUAUGUGUUGGAGUUCAGGACAGAUGAAAUCGUAAAAGUUGGCGACGCCAAAAAGAUCUACGCGAUCGAAGUGAUUCCCCAGGAAGACAUGAUUGCCGUUAUAUCCGGAAGGAACCGGCAUAUUCGUCUUCAUUCGUUAUCCUCGUUGGAAGGGGGAGAUGGGGAAGCAAUAAAGAUCGAGGAAAGCAAGGGGUGUAACGCGGUUACAAGCGGUCCGUUCAGACAAGGAUCAACAACUUGUUUGUGUGUUGCUAUUAAGAAACAUGUGUUUGUGUACGAGAUGAACAACACUAAACUACGUCACAAACGAAUCCGAGACAUCAUGUUACCGAGUCCUGCUCAAUGGUUAUGCGUGAUGAACGAACGGUUAUGUGCGGGUUAUGUGUCGGGGUUCGCUCUCUUCAGUAUACAAGGAAAUGGAAAACCAAUUCCACUUAUGUAUUAUGAUGAUGGUUCCCUUGCAUUCUUAUACCAACCACCAGUUGAUGCAUUGUGUGCUGUGGAUGUUUCUACCAAGGAAUGUUUACUAUGUUUUGCAACAUGCGGUGUAUAUGUAACAUGGGAUGGUAGAAGAUCACGUCAACAAGAACUAAUGUGGCCGGCACCACCAACUGCUAUUGUUUACAAUCGCCCAUAUUUGGUUGUGUAUUCGGAAAACGCGAUUGACAUAUUUGACCCGGCGUCUAUGGAGUGGUUACAAACAAUCCCACUGAAGAAAGUUCGACCUUUAUCCACUGAUGGUUCGCUUAACCUUGCAUGCUCCAUGGAACCUCCUAAGCUUGUUCAUCUCAAGAAUAAAUACGAUGAAGGAGAUGAGAUCAUUCUACCCGAGUUAUUAUCGGUUGGUAGACGACAACUUAUCAGGAAGAACAAGAGGAGAUUGUUGUUCAAAGUUCCUCCAGAAGAACAUAGGAGUAACCUACGCACUGAGUUAUUAAAGAACCCCGAAAGACGUCGUGAAUUAAUCUCGGCCCCCCAUAAUUUCAACCACGUUGCACACAUGGGACCUGGAGAUGGAAUUCAAAUCCUUAAAGAUCUUCCAGUUCCGGCCGCUCCACAAUCACACAGCCACGACCUGAUAUCCUCCCCGUCCAAUUUCAACCAUGUUUAUCACUUGGGGGCUGACGCACAGCGUGAAAUAACGAAAGAUAAACGGGAGAUUGUUCGUGGAAGUCAAAGUUUUCAUCAAGAAACUAAAGUUAACCAGAUGUUUCAACAAUCUUCUGCAAGUGUUCAACAAUCACAGUCAUUGAGAAGCACGCGUCAAACCAAGUCGAACCAAGCGUCCGUAACAACUUCCCCCGAAAGGAGUUAUUCCCAUCGUUACAACUACCAUCACCACCACGGGGAGUUUGAUAGAGAGGAUUCAGACUCAAGAAUAUCAACAGCUUCGAACAAAAGUUCCGACAUGAGUUCCCCACCAAGUCCCGGUUACCACAGCAAAGUUACGUUGGAUUCAGAAUCUGGAUCGUGGGAAGCUUAAACGCCACACUCAGUAUCUUAUUCAUAUAAAUGCAUGGCAGGUUUUAUUGUAUAUUCAUAUAUACUGAGCACUUAACCCUCAAUGCAAAAGUAGCAAUAUAGUAGGGUGGGGGGAGAUGGGACAACUUUGAUUAUAUUUUCUCGUAAAAGUGUUCCAUCUUACCCCACAUGCUAUAACUCUAAAGCUGCUUAGAGCAGGUCACAGGUUUGCCAAAUAUAUCAACACAUUCGACACCAGAGAUAUUUACGUCACUUUUGUAGUUUGCGUGAUUGAGUUUUUGCUCCGAUAGUUGCAGACUUUUAGUUUGCACUACCUGUUUGUUACUGGAUGGUUCAUAUUUCAUGCACGGUGCUCAUUUCUUUUUAUCUUGUUCAUUUUCCUGUCAGACAAAUUCAGUAUUGUUACUGCACAGAUCCCAGCAUAGCAGCUUGGUGGCGUGCUUGCUUACAUAUUAUUUCAAUUUGAACUAAAUCGGGUUGCAAUCAAAAACUUUCUGUACAUUUUUAUCACUUAAAUCAUAAACCUUGUGGUAAAAAGUUUUCCUUCCUUUUUUAAAUAGUGAAAAACACAGACCUAGAAAUAAUUUGCACGAAAUGUUAAAACAAAAAUUCACAAAAGUAGCAAAAUAGGGUUGUAACGUGAACUAUUAAAACAAGUUCUUCAAAAUAUAAUUAUGUUUCGUAAUUUCAGUUUCUUUUACGUGUACCAUGUAAACACGCUUCUAACAUUUUUUGUAUUUGCUUUUUUCUCCGUUUUUCUCUCGUGGCAGAAUGUUGCGUACUGUAUAUUAGCUCCCAUGAAAUAACUGCAGUGCCUCCCAUAACAUUAACUAUUGUACGUUCUAUCUUGCUUACUAAUUGGUUGAUAAUUCCCACACAAACACACACAUAUAUAAAUUGGUUAAAUGCUUACAACAAUACAUACACCGUGCAUAUCGCGUGGAACAUUCAAAAAAA
Messenger RNA from Ciona intestinalis (vase tunicate), 6641 nucleotides. The record is from RefSeq and is a predicted model, not a curated record. Lineage: Eukaryota; Metazoa; Chordata; Ascidiacea; Phlebobranchia; Cionidae.